Messenger RNA from Vitis riparia (riverbank grape), 1365 nucleotides. RefSeq names its product amino acid permease 8-like. Lineage: Eukaryota; Viridiplantae; Streptophyta; Magnoliopsida; Vitales; Vitaceae. The transcript has 6 exons. The record is from RefSeq and is a predicted model, not a curated record. Gene Ontology annotation, cellular component: plasma membrane. The coding region runs from base 1 to 1365 and encodes 454 amino acids.
AUGGACACAGGAGAUGAUGGUCAUGCCAGGACAGGGACCUUCUGGAGAACAAUGCCUCAUGCUUUUACCUCUAUUGUUGGCUCUGGUAUUUUGGCAUUGCCAUGGACCCUUGCUCAAUUGGGUUGGAUUGUUGGACCCUUUGUUAUUGUCUUCUUUGCGGCAAUCACAUAUUACUUUGCUUCACUUCUCUGUGACUGUUAUCGAACUCCUGACCAGAUAAAAGGAAAAAGAAACCGCACAUACAUGGAUGCUGUAAGAGUAUUUUUAGGUGAAAGAAAUGUACUUAUCUGUGGCAUCUUGCAAUAUUCAGCACUGUGGGGCACGAUGAUUGGGUACACGAUUACCGCCACCAUUAGUAUUGCGACUGUGAAGAGAUCCAUUUGUUUCCAUCAACAUAUGUCAAGAUGUGAUGUACAAGGAAAUGUAUAUAUGAUGGCGUUUGGAGCAAUGGAAAUUGUUUUGUCCCAGUUUCCAAACCUAGAAAAAGUUACGUUUCUGUCAGUGAUUGCAACCGUGACUUCAUUUAUAUAUUCACUUAUUGCGUUGGGUCUAUCUAUUGCAAAACUUUCCACAACCCAUAAGCUCAAAGGUACUAUAAUGGUGGCUCAUGUGGGAAAGGAUAUUGCUACAUCAACCAAAUAUUGGCAUGUUUUUCAAGCUCUUGGAAAUGUUGCAUUUGCUUACACUUAUGCAUGGCUGCUGCUAGAAAUUCAGGAUACCUUAAAGUCACCACCACCAGAGAAUAAAGUGAUGAAGAAAGUCUCCUUCUAUACCAUUCUUGGGACAGCAAUCUUUUAUUGUUCUUUGGGAUUCAUAGGUUAUGCAGCAUUUGGAAGUGAUGCUCCAGGAAAUAUUCUUACAGGAUUUGAUGAACCAGUUUGGCUUGUUGAUGUUGGCAACAUUGCUGUGAUCAUUCAUUUGAUUGGAGGUUAUCAGGUGUUUGGUCAAGUAAUUUUUGCUACAAAUGAGAGGUUGCUCACAUCAAGAUUGUCAACAUCAUUCUUUAAUAGAACUUAUACCAUAAGGUUUUCAUUCAUAAGGAACAGAUCCUUUCACUUUUCAUUCAGCAGGCUUCUCAUGCGAACGGUUUUCGUCAUUUUAACAACUUUGGUUGCCAUGAUAUUUCCAUUCUUCAAUGCAAUCCUGUCCAUUCUUGGCUCAAUUUCCUUCUGGCCGAUAACAGUGUACUUCCCAAUGCACAUGUAUAUGAUUCAGGCAAAGAUCAAGAAGGGAAGUCCUACCUGGAUGGUCUUUUAUGUUCUAAGUUUUGUGUGUUUGAUUGUUUCUCUUGUUUCUGUUAUUGGUUCAGUUGCUGAUAUCUCCCAGAAUCUUAGGCAUGCAAAGAUAUUCCAUAUUGAACUCUAG